AUGGCUUAUGAUUUAAGAUUUGUUGUGGUAAUACUAAGAUCUGACAUAGCUACUGGUGUACGGGGAAGAAAAACGUUCGUCAUACUUAGAUGUGAAAGAGGGGGAAAAUAUCGAAAAUACAAAGUAGAUGUGGUGCCUAAUGUAUACGACACUCGUAAAUGUGAGUGUCCGUUUAGAUUAAAGGGUAAAUCAUGUUCAGAUGGGGACAAAUGGGUGUUGAAGGUGAUGUGUGGACAUCACAACCAUAAGUUGGCUGAAACUUUACUUGGUCACCCUUAUGCUGGUAGGUUAAAUAUGAGUGAGCAGUCAUUACUGGUUGAUAUGACAAAGAUUAAAUGCUCGUGUAUGGUCUUAUCGUAA
Vigna angularis (adzuki bean) is the source of this 360-nucleotide messenger RNA. RefSeq lists its product as uncharacterized. Lineage: Eukaryota; Viridiplantae; Streptophyta; Magnoliopsida; Fabales; Fabaceae. The transcript has a single exon. The coding region runs from base 1 to 360 and encodes 119 amino acids. The record is from RefSeq and is a predicted model, not a curated record.